Molecule: messenger RNA, 5840 nt
Organism: Paramuricea clavata
Lineage: Eukaryota; Metazoa; Cnidaria; Anthozoa; Malacalcyonacea; Plexauridae
Source: the annotation of a GenBank genome assembly
UUGUAUUAAUAUAUUUAUGUUGAGUCUCGAGCAUUAUUGAGUCUUUUAUUUACGCGGUGUGCGUGUCCACAAUAGCCUUGUACGGCAUUUAUAGUCUCAAGUUAACGUCAAGAAAUAACGAUUAAUAAUGGCUGGAGUAGAAGCUUAUUACGUCGGCUUGGUGAAUUUUCAAAACAAAUACCUAACAGCCGAAAGUUUCGGGUUCCAAGUGAACGCGAGCGGCGUGCAUUUGAAGAAAAAGCAAAUGUGGCUUGUGGAACAAGAUGCGAGUCAUAUCUUCCUGAAAAGUCAUCUCGGUCGCUAUCUAACAGCGGAUAAACACGGGAAACUUUCAUGCGAGGCCGAAGAACGUGAAGAUGACGCAAAAUUCACGGUGACUUACCAAGCCGAUGGGAAGCUCGCAUUGAAAAGCAAAUACGAUCGAUUCCUGGGCGGGGAGGACGAUCAAAUUAACGCAUUCGCUACAACUAUUGGCAAAGCUGAAUCGUGGACACUUCAGCUCGCGAUCCAUCCUCAAGUGAAUUUGCUCCAUGUGGUCCGCAAACGCUUCGCGCAUCUUGAAUCGAACGAGGUCCAAGUGAGCGAGGAUAUUCCUUGGGGUGCUGACGCGUUGAUUACUUUGGAGUUCAAGAACGGAAAGUACGGCUUGCUCACAAGCGAUUCACGCUACCUCAAUGCGGACGGAUCUUUGGACGAAAAGCUCACCGAAAAGGGGCAGUAUUUGAUCGAGUUCCACGAAGGAAGAGUCGCGUUCCGUACCCAUGAAGGCAAGUUCUUGACGUGUGUUGGAAACAAAGGCAAAAUCCAAUCCAGCAAGAAAGAUGUCGCUGGAAGGGACGAGGUGUUCUCCCUGGUUGAUAAUCAUCCGCAGUGUAUGCUGACGGCACAGAAUGAGAGAAUGGUCUCAAUCAGACAAGGUACAGAAAAGUCUGUUUUACACUAUCAAAUUUCUGUGAUCACAGUAGGAAUUUUGCAUAUGGCUACAUUCUAGGUUUUGUUUUCGUUGUUUAGCCAGUUCCCUCAAACAUUUCUUGCAAAUCCUUCAAAGCUUAGAAUUUACCGAUGCGAAAUUUCUACUGUGAUCACAGAAACUUUGAUAGUGUAAAACCAGGACAUUGAACUAUAUCUCGUUCUUUGAUAAACCAGUUUAAUUUAUCCAGGACAACUUUUAUUCUCAUGAACUUUAUCUUGGACUUAUCCCAGGACAAAUGAUUCAACACAGCGCUGACUUAUCGCGGGUCAUGCACUUGUAUAGAAAACUGGACGAAGUUUCUAAGGAACUACCUGAAGAUUUUGAAUACACCUUAGGCAAAUAUAUUACACUCUUCAAACCAGCAGGGGUCAGGGGAAGUAUAAGCAUAUAUUCUAGCCUGACUGCGUAAUAACUAGUUUGGUAUUGUUUUGUGUGUAUUAAACUGAGUGUUUUCGGAUGCUACAAUACCAAUUUUCCUUGGUAGGGUAGAACAAUAGAUAGGCGAGUCAGUCUAGAACGUUUGUAACGAAACAACAAUCGGAAACAAUACGACUUUUAGUUAGGCAGUAACUCCAGCCAAGAAAUUAGUCUUCACUCUUCGUGCAAAAAGGCAUAAGUCAAGCGUUUUUAUAUCAUGUUUAUAUACCCUUUCAAAAGUUCUCUAGCCUUCUUAUCUAAGACAUUUUCAAAGUAUGCUUCUAGUUUGUGUGAAUUUAAUUCAACUAUUUUAAACUAAAAACUUCGAAACUAUUUUCGUGCCAAGAAAACCGAAAUUCGAUAGCCCAUGACAUGUGUUUAAAUGUCGACAAACACAACAAUAUCAAGUUUCUUAAAUCUCAAUCCAAUUUCUCCUGGACUUGACCCCAUUUUUACAGUGAUGUUAACUUAAUAAAUCGAACUCCUCGCUAACUCGAACAAAUUUCAUUUUCCUUUGGUCAAAUUUACCCAGUUUCUAAGACGUGGAUUGGCAAACCUCAAAAUGUCGGAACAUAAGCACAUUGGCAAAUCGGGAGCUUGGAUUUGUUUUCAGACAAGAACAAUUUAAUCGGUAUAUAAUCGGUAUAUAUAAUAUAUACAAACGUAAUACAAGUCGAUAAAAAAGUUGCGUCGAUCAUACUCGUGUAGUGUUAAACACUGUGAUAAGUACUGUUUAACUUCAUAGGUAACGGUAGUACAAACUUUGUAAGUUCUUUACAGUGCAUCGUAAUGGCUCACAAUUGUGAUUAAUAUCCAACAUUUGAAUCUCCGCUAGCUAACUAGACGUUUUGCCCCCCUUGGGAGUUCGAGUUAUCGGGAAUCUUACGGAUCUACUGUACCUAAAAAAUAUAACAAUAUAGCUUCGUCUAGCCGUCUAGGAAGCGCUUAAUAUAAUACUUUACUGAUUGUUAGGACUGUAAUAUACAAUUAAUAUAUUGUGUGUAGACAAAUGUCUAGCUGAGUUUUUUUGUCUAGAUCACAACAUGCAUAAUUUCAAAACUCUUUGUUCAACUAAACAGAUAUAAAAUAUUAAAUGGCCUUUAGAUACUUAUGCAAAACUAGCCACAAUGGGAAAAAUUGGCAUCCGUUAAUAAAAUAUUAAUAAGGCAACAAUCUUUCGAAUUUGCAUGUUGAAACGUUCUUGUGCUAAGUGAUCACAGAAGAAAUUUGGCAUAGUUCAGUUCGAUAGGUUUUGAAGGGAGCGUUAAACAAUGAGUCAAUCCCUCAAAAAAAUUCUUAAAAAUCCUUCAAACCUUAGAAUUUACCCAUGGACGUGGAAAAUUCCUAGUGUGAUCACAGAAACUUUGUUACGUGUAAAGCAGCAUUUAUUCUCCACGACAACCCCCUCCGAGAACCCCUGCUGUUUACUUGGUCAAGCAAAAUGCACGCGAUGCGUAUCUAUUUUUACUCAAUCGUGGCAAAAACCUUCCAUUUUCUAUAUCUAUAAGAAAUAUACACUCGGACAUUUUCAAGGGCAACCGGACGUGUCAAGACAAAUCAAUUUUUUUCAAACCAAUACCCAAUUAUGCAUAAUGCCUUUAAAACAAAGAGAAGUGUAAACGAAACACGCAUUUACAAGAUUAUAUCGUAUUAGCCCAGUGUUUGAUGAGCGAAAACUGUAUUCAAAAUGAUUUAGUUGUGUAAAAGUCGGCAUUUCCAAAUGGGACGAAAAUUUGGCUCGAUGGGCAUAUUUUCGAGAACACGUUUUAUUUGUCUUUGAAACACUUAAUGCCCCUCAAUCAUUUACCUCUUGUGUGUUUUAAUCCUUAAUAUAAACAUUUGGAGUCAACAUGAAACUGUUAAAAUAAUUUAAGGGAUUAACUAGUUAUUUUAAGCGACAACGCGUUCACAAACGCGAAGAGUUCAAAAGAGAAACUAUAGCUGUUAAAACAUCUGCGUGUUAAAUAUUCAUGAUAUUCAUGAAGUGUUUAACCUUUGUUAAAUACUUUGUCAAAAAGUCAAUCAAUUUGAGGAUGCUCUUUAUAUGUAAAACCUAAGUUACUUUCAUUUGCAAACACACAUGACUUGUUUUUCACCACAAGAAAGUAAGAAUUAACCAACCUUUUUGUUAUACAAACUGGCAUUUUCUUAUAACUUACACAUUGGUGAUCAAGACUAUACAGUAUUUAUUGGCACCUCAGAUUUUGACUUUACAGUCGAAAAUUUGAGAAUUUUAAAAUUUUGGCUAAUAAAGUACAAUAUCUGUAUUGACUAAAAAUGCAAAAUUUCAGGUUUCCCUUUCACAAAAAUAAACAAAACUAUUAGAAAUAUCACAAAAAAGUAUAUAUAAGACAUUUAAGCGAGUUGUGCGAAUUUGCAAGCCGAUUUUAAGUUAAAGGAGCUUAAAGUUAAAGUUGGCAAAAUAGUAACAUUCUCUUCGCAUUUUCUUCAUUUUUGAGCAUUAAAAGCUCAAAAUCAGCUGCGAAAAUCAUACCUCUCGCUUAAAUGUCUUAUAUAAUUAUACUUUUUGGCGAACUUUCUAGUGGUUAGUUUAUUUUUGUAAAAAGUGAACUUGAAAUUUGGCAUUUUUGAGACUCGUUUAUUCCGUCGUCCGGGAAGCUAUACAAUACUUACAUUUUUUCUUUUCUAUUUUAAUUUUUUUAUAAUUUAGGAUCUAGGUUGCUAAUUUUUUGUAAAAAUGUGUAAUGUAAAUGAUAGAUGUAUUUUUGCAAAGUCUAAAUAUUUUAAAUAAAUCAUAUAUUAUCCCUGUCUUUUAGGAAAUGAAGUGACCGCAAACCAGCGUUUCGACAUUACUGACACGGAAAUUUUCCAAAUGGAAUUUGACCCGAAGAAACCAGGAAAAGUCUGCAUGCUCGCAAACACUCGGGAGUACUGGAUCGCAAAUGGCGACGUCAAGGCGACCUCCAGCGAUCGUGUUGACUCGGCCUUCUUCGGAAUCGAUUGGCACGGUAGCCACGUCAGUUUCCAGGCAGCCAGCGACAAAUACGUCACCAUUAAACCGAACGGCAAACUCGCGCCCACUUCGGAAAGCGUCGGUGAUAAAGAGAAGUUUCUCCUGCAACUCAUUAACAGGCCCCUGCUUAUACUGCGCGGUGAGCAUGGCUUCGUCGGAAUGCGAGGCCCGAGCACGGCACGGCUCGAAUGCAACCGAAGUUCUUACGAAGUCUUUAAGCUGCAUUUCGAAGAUGGGAAAUAUAAGCUCGAAGGCAGGAAUGGAAAAUUUGCUCAAAUUGAUGGAGAGGCGAAUCUGAAUCUUUCGGGCACUUCCGAAGACUGUGCGACCUUCCAACUCGAGUUCCGAGAGCAUACGAAGAUGUGUAUAAAAGCGAAUAACGGCAAAUAUUUGAAAGGCGAGAGUAAUGGGGCAUUCACCGCCAAUGGCGAAAAGCUUGCGAAAAAUACCCUCUGGGAAUACUAAACGGACUUGGAACUAGUGAAUUGCGGGAUUGAUUAUUUUUGCCGCGUAUAUUAUUAAUGAACAGAAUUGUUCAAAAUCGCAAGAAAUUUAUUAGAGUGACUGUUUUGUUAGAAUGUUUGAUGACAAAAACAUAUGCACUCGUUUAGAAAAAAGAUUUAUAUGUUAACACGAAGGUUUUAAUGGGGACUUAGAAAUCUGGUUAUGAGUUUAUCUAAAGUCUAAAUUCCAUGCUAAUUCCAAAUUGCCAUUUCAUCAGUUACGAUAUUUUGCAGAAUGCCAGUUAAAAUUUGAACCCAAGUUAAAGUAACCCCAUUCAGACUUUCUAUAACAAUGAGUUACAAUGAGAAAUUAUUAAUAUGAAUAGACAGUUACGUAUAAUACUUUCACUAAAAUGACUUUCAAUUUAUCCUUUUUGAUAAACAAUACAAAUUUAAAUAGCAACUAUAUGAUAUAAAAUUGGAUAUAAAAUUAUUAUAAUGCGAACAAUUUUACUCGUUUUUGCAUAGUUUUACAUCGAUAUUUGUAAUACGAAAGAAUAGAUAUUUACUUAUAUAAAAACUAGGUAGGCGUUGAGCGAAUUGCUAUUAAAUAAAACAAAAUCUAAUUGAAUGAAAAAUAACUCCAUUUUUAUGUGCGGUUUUUGCAUUGAAAUGAAUAUAACUGGAACGCUACCUCUAACCGGAAUAAAUUUGAAGCCAAACUUGACGGCCAGUCCCAGAGCGCAGUCAAUCUGUCAUCUGAAUAUGUAUCUUGAAAACCGACCGUAGAAAAAAACCUUUUUGACAGCGCUGAAAGCUUUCUAUUAAUGCAUUUAUUAAUUAUUCAGCCGGUAAAACGUCCUUGUGGACUUCACUUUUAGUUUUUUUCUAAUGAUUGUUUAUUGAAAGAGCAUUUUUCUGCGAUAAAAGUCUGCCGCAAGACAAAAACACGCGUGCCUGGGGUCAGGUUUGGCUUCAAUACUAAAAUAUAUUCAUGCAUUUCACUGAUUUUUUCACUUCAAUUUUAUCGUCG